This is a messenger RNA of Oreochromis niloticus (Nile tilapia), 1578 nucleotides long. RefSeq names its product zinc finger and SCAN domain-containing protein 21-like. The record is from RefSeq and is a predicted model, not a curated record. The coding region runs from base 1 to 864 and encodes 287 amino acids. Gene Ontology annotation, molecular function: zinc ion binding; nucleic acid binding. The transcript has a single exon. Lineage: Eukaryota; Metazoa; Chordata; Actinopteri; Cichliformes; Cichlidae.
AUGACGUUGAAGGACGAUGAGACACCCAAAGAGCUGCGACCGCGCCUUAAAGACCUAUAUGAAAAGUGGAUGCUUCCAAAGGAGAAGACAAAGGACCAAAUAGGAGAUGUCAUAGUGAUGGAGCAGUUUCUCAGAGUUCUUAACCCAGAGCUGAGGACCUGGGUGAAAGAGCGCAACCCCACCACUUCAAAAGAAGCUGCAGAGAUGGCAGAGGCUUUUCUUGCAGCCCGACGCCCACAAAGAGGGUACAUGGUAGGAAAACCCAGUUCAGCCAAUGUUUUUGUGGGUAAGUCAGGGGGUGGGAAUGGGUACAGAGCUAAAGGCCCUAAACAAAGUUCUCCAGUCACUAGCAGUAGCCGCGCUAGAGAAGUAAAGCAGAGAGGCCCGUUGGUGUGUCAUGCCUGUGGGCAAGCAGGUCACUUUAAGGCAGAUUGCCCAGGUCAGCAAGUCAGUAAGACUUACAUGUGUCUUUCACCACAGUGUUUUGACUUGCUAGAGGAAGAAACGGAGUCUCUAGUACCCUCCAGUGAUCAGGAGCACACUAUCUGUGUUUUCAUUGAGGGAAAGCCGUGUGUUGCCCUCUUGGAUUCAAGCAGUAGCCGCACACUUGUCAGGCAAGAUUGUCUCCCUAGUGACACCACAUUUUGUGGUAAAGUGAAAGUCUGGUGUGUUCACGGUGAUAAUGUUGAUUAUCCCAUUGCUAACAUUUGCCUUCAAGUUAAUGAAAAGGAGUAUGUACUUACAGUUGGAGUAAUGGAUAAACUUCCCUACCAGAUUGUGUUGGGCCAGGACAUGCCAAUUCUUGGGGAGUUAUUAGCAAAGACAGAGAAGGACAGAGGAGAAGAAUCUGCAUGUUGCAUGUGAAGGUCUGCUAGUAGUCACUAGGUCUGGUAGUAAAGCUUCUCAGUCAGAGCCAGGUUUGAGUGAGUUGCCCUUUUCAGACAGUGAAAUUCCGGAUGUUGACAGACUAAGUAGGCCGCAUAUAAAGAAAAGUAAAAUGCAGAGAAGACAGGAAAAAGUGAGGGGGACAGAAAUUGCUGAGUCACUUCCUGAACCAGAGAUUGAUGAGCUCCUGGUUGUCCCGAGCAAUAUUGUCCAACUCCAAAGGGAGGACCCCUCUUUAGCACCCCUGUUUGCUAAGAGCACCCAAGAAUCAGCUCAGAUUACAGACAGAGUACGGGAAGUAUUCAUUGUUAAGAACAAACGACUGUAUCGUCGUAGCAAAGUGGGUGACCAGUUGGUUGUUCCCAAAAGCUUAAGGCCUAUAGUCUUGCAGUCGGCUCAUUCAGUUCCUUGGGCAGGCCACUUAGGACAUCUUAAAACCUUUUCCAGAAUGGUAACUUGUUUUUUUUGGCCACAGCAAUUUUCGGAUACUGUCCAGUUUUGUAAAUCAUGUCCACAGUGUCAGUUGACAGCCCCGAGUAGGAAAGGAGACAGAGCCCCACUCAUUCCUAUGCCUGUGAUAGACAUCCCCUUUUCUCGUGUUGCCAUGGAUAUUGUCGGCCCAUUGGAGAGAAGUAGUUCAGGGCAUAGGUACAUUUUAGUGAUUUGUGAUUAUGCAACAAGGUAUCCUGAAGC